GUAGAAAAAACAACAAGCAGUGUGUCAUAAAAAAACAUAAACGUGAGGGGGUCUCUUCUUUUCACCCGCAAAAAACCUACCCCUGUCGCCUGCGAAUCACAACUUCGCCUCAAAUUCUGAUCUAUUCGCAACGAAGCCGAGCGAUAAAUCGAAUCGCAUGAUCGAUCUGAUCUGAGGCGAUAGAAUCAGAUUUUAUGAGCGAUGUUCAGUGAUCGGCGGAAGCGGGAUAUGGCCACCAAUCACGGUGGAUACCUGAACAACAACAACAAGCCUUCUUAUGGAAGAGGCGGCGGCGGAGGAAGUAUGGUGGUUCUUUCUCGGCCGAGAAGCUCGCAAAAUGCUGGGCAGAAGCUAUCAGUACCACCUCCACUGAACCUUCCUUCACUCCGUAAGGAGCAUGAGCGCGUUGAUUCAUCCGGUUCCAGCUUUCUCUCCGGAGGUGGAGUCUCUGGGAGUGGAGCUAGACCAGCUUCCUCCGGGAUGGGAUGGAGUAAGCCUGCUUCUGACCGUGUCGAAGAACCGUUGAUACGGGCUGUAGAGAAAGUUUCGACCUUGAGGGGUGAAGAUUUUCCAUCUCUCAAGGCCUCUCUACCUUCAGCUUCUUCAGUGUCUGAGACACAGAAACAUAAAGAUGGUCUGAAUCAGAAUCAGAAUCAGAAACAGAAUCAGAAGCGAGAAGAGUUUCCGAAAGAGAACAGAGCUGUGAGACCUCAGAACCGGUUCUUAGGUAAUGAAGAGUUGAGCGAGAGACCUAGUUUUUCAGAUGGGGUGAAGAAAAAGGAUUACCUUCUUCCAGGCCCAUUGCCUAUUGUUCGUAUGUCCCCGCGGUCCGAUUGGGCUGACGAUGAGCGCGACACUAGUCACGGCUUCAGAGAUAGAGAUUACGGCUAUUCAAAGAGUGAACCAGUAGUAGUAAGGGAGGCCAAUGCUUGGAGAGCCUCCUCACCUCUCCAAAACGAAGUUGCAAAUAACAAUAAUAAUAAUAACAAUAGAGGUAUUUACGGAGCAAGGCCGAAUAGUAGAGGCAGAGAAGGUCUUAAGAAAAGUAACUACGUCUUGUCAGGACCAAGAGAUAAUGUUUGGAAUAGCUCCGGAGCUAGAGAGGCUCAUGGAGGAGGAAGGCAACCAUGGAGUAAUAACAAUGGAGUUGAUCAUCAGAAUAGAGAUAAACGCCCUUUAUUCAAGAACGACAAACCUCAUGUGGAAGAUCAUUUCGGCGACUCUGGAUUCGAUGUCCACGAUCCUUUCCCGGUACUUGGCGUUGCCAAAAAGAAGAAAGAGGCUUUGAAGCAUUCGGAGUUCCACGACCCCGUCCGGGAGUCAUUCGAGGCUGAGCUCGAGCGGGUUCAGAAGAUGCAGGAAGAGGAGCGCCGGAGAAUCAUCGAGGAGCAGGAGAGGGUGAUCGAGCUAGUUAGAACUGAAGAAGAGGAGAGGCUGCGGCUGGCUCGGGAGCAAGACGAGCAGCAGAGCAGGUUAGAGGAAGAGGCCAGAGAAGCCGCCGUUAGAAACGAGCAGGAGAGGCUAGAAGCCGCGAGGAGGGCGGAGGAGCUGAGGAAGUCGAAAGAAGAGGAGAAGCAUAAGCUGAUCUUGGAGGAGGAGAGGAGGAAGCAGGCUGCCAAGCAGAAGCUUCUAGAGUUGGAAGAGAAGAUCUCGAGGAGACAAGCCGAAGCCGCCAAAGGAUGCAGCAACUCUUCAGAGGAUGUUGUUAAAGAGAAAGAGUCUUCAGAUGUUGAUUGGGAAGACAGCGAGAGGAUGGUGGAUAGGAUCACUACUUCAUCAGCUUCUAGAGACGGCUCCUUUGGGUUCCAGGAUAGGCACAAGCCCUUUUGGAGAAAGGAAGAUGUAGAGAGUGGUGGCAACUCGAGGUUUAUUGAGAAUGUUCCGCAGAGAGAUGUAGGUGAAGGUUUCCCCAAGGAGUUCUUUGGGACAGCUGGAUACAUCGGCAAUGCAAAUUCCUACUUCAAACCUGGAUUCCCCGAGCAUUCAGUUGAUCAGAGCUGGAGAACUCCUGGAGACGGAAGAUCCUACGGUAGAAACUACGGGAUGGAACAACCAGAACCAGAGCAGCAGCAGUAUGGUAAUAACCCCGGGUGGGGACAAAGCCAGAGCCGUGGACGCCGCGGUGGUGCAUACCCUUCUUAUCCGGAGAAGCUGUAUCCGAAUCAUGAGGAGGAUGAUUACUACCCUUUUGGAAGACCAAAGUAUUCAGUCAGGCAGCCACGUGUACUCCCCCCUCCUCCGCAGGAGUCUAGGCAGAAGCUGCCCUUCAGAAGCGAGGCUGAGCACCAUCCUGGCCCCUCGACGUCUGUUCUCGCCAGCUAUAUUGGGGAUCUUCAAGACCAUCAUCAUGUGAUGUCGGGAACUGGUAUGGAUGAUCAUCGUUUCGAUAGCAAGCUGACCGGAAGAUGCGACUCUCAGUCUUCGCUUUCCAUCACCAGCACGCCUGAUUCACUUGUUCAUAUCUCUCAUGAUGAUUUGGACGAAUCAGGGAACUCAUCUGUGUUGGUAUCUUCCAGAAAGGGAGACGGUGAUGCUGGGAAGGAUAGUUUGAUGAAUGCUACGUGUCCUGUGUCUUGUUGGGAUAACGAAGAGUGGGCUCUUGACAACAACGAACGGUUGCAGGAGCAAGAAGAGUACGACGAAGAUGAAGAUGGGUACCAGGAGGAGGAUAAAGUCCAAGGAGUUGAUGAGAACAUUGAUCUUACACAAGAGCUUGAAGAACUGCAUCUCCAAGAGAAAGACUCUAACCUAGUCUUGGGCUUUAACGAAGGAGUCGAGGUUGAGAUACCUAGUGAUGACUUAGAAAAAUGUCAACAGAAAGACAGUUUCUUAGACGGUGAAAGACCUUGUAGCUGUGAUGAACAAGCCGCCAAACCUGCUGAAGUUUCUGAUAAUGCGUCUACGAGCUUUCAGGGUACUGAAACCAACUCAGCGAGUUACCCAACAGUUUCUACUCAUCUUGUGGCACCGCCUUACAGCAUUGGUCUGCACCAGUCACAUGUACCUUCUGCUUCAGCACAGAUGGAGGAUCGUGUUCAGUUUCAGUUUGGAUUGUUUUCUGGUCCAUCACUGAUACCUUCUCCUUUCCCUGCCAUACAGAUUGGUUCCAUCCAAAUGCCUCUUCCUCUUGAUCCUCAGUUCGGCUCCUCGCUUACUCAUAUCCAACAGCCUCAGUCACCAUUCAUUCAAUUUGGUCAGCUAGGAUACACAUCCCUAAUAACCCAAGGGGUACUCCCACCACCUCAAAAUCCUGGAUCCAUGGCCACUGGCCAGCUUGGUCAAGGUAGAAAUGCAGCAGCGCCUGCCUCAAACCCUCAGAUCAGUGUUCUUAGGAGACCAGUGGAUGUUUCUGAUGGGAACAAACUAAAGAAUGCCAAUAUCUCUCCAGCGAGCGGUGAGGUUGCUGUGCCGCCACCUCAUAAGCAAGGAGAGUUCUCUGGUAAGUCCGAACCAGCCUCGAGAAAAAUGAGCCAUGGAAGAUCAAAUUUUGCUGAUAGACAAACAGGAGGAGGCCAAGUAGUUAGUAGAAAUUCUGGCGGCACUGGUGAGGCUUCUCGGGGAGAUGCUGGUGGUUAUAGAAGAUAUCAACGUCAAAGGGUUGAGUUUAGGGUUCGGGAAUCAAACUGGCCUUCUGAGGAGAAUCGAAAUGGCAAUGGAAAGUCUCAAAAUUCUAACAAAAGUGGGAGUAGAAAGUAUGUUGUGUCCAAGUCCCAGAAGUAUUCCUCAGAUAGCUCAGUGUCUGGUUCGAAUUCUGUUCAGAAAGUUGAAGGUCCUAGUGAUGAUAAUGAUGAUGAUUUUAUUGAGGUGAGAUCGAAAAGACAAAUGCAUAAUGAUCGUCGUGAACAGAGAGAGAAAGAAAUAAAGGAAAAGUCCCAGGCGUCAAAGGCAUCCAGGAAACCUCGGUCAACUGUGCAGAACAGUACUGCUGCAGCCAGGUCCAACAGAAGUCCACCAGGUGGCAGGGUUGUGAACACUAAGCAGAUUAAUCCUGUCUCCAACAGACAUCUGUUAGCCCCAAUAGGCACACCUUCUCCUAAAACAGAUUCUCAUGGUGAUGAAAAAACUGGGAGCAGCAGGUACUUUCCUCUAUUUGAUCAAAUGUAUGAUCGUGUUUUGUGUUCACAGAGAUUAUCCCUGAUCAAAUGCGUUUGUGUUCACAGAGAUAUCCCUGAUCACAAUCCAGCGUCAAGUUUUGUAUUCAGCAACAAAAAUAAUGUUCAAACGUCUGUGGGGACUUGGAGCAACCAACUCACCGAUCAGCCGGUAAUGGCCCUAACCCAGAGUCAGCUUGAUGAAGCCAUGAAACCUGCGUCUCUUCUUUCAUGUGUUUCUGUUGAGAAUGGUGUCAACCGAAUUAGCGAGCCAAAUCCUAAAUCAACCUCCUCUGUCGCGCCGCAGAAGAACAAUACUUUUCCAAGCCCAGUAAACUCAUUACUUGCAGAAGGCAAAAUCCAAUUUGGGGCAGUUACAUCUUCUUCCUCUGUUAUUCCUCCUUGUGGUGAGAACAACAGUUCUUUAUACUUUGAAAAGGAUAGAGCCCCAUCAUCAUCCACUGGCAUGGAGAUUUGUGAAGCAGAAGCUGCUGCGUCAGCCAUUGCCGUUGCAGCCAUAACUAGUGAUGAAACCGGUGGGAGUACUGGUUCUGUAUUACCUGCUGAAACCAAAGUUUAUGGAGGAACAAGUGGUAAUAUUUACUUUAUGUUGUCUUUCUGCAUUUUCCCAAAUGGUUAUUUGUUGUCUGACAUAAUCUCUUACGCAUUGGCAGGCACUGUUGUGGCGCAGCCUAGUCUAUCAAAAGCUGAAGAGUCUCUCACUGUUUCUCUCCCAGCAGAUCUUUCAGUGGAAACGCCAAUCUCUCUGUGGCCACCAGUGCCAAGUCCACACAACUCAAACCAAAUGAUCAGUCACUUUCCUCAAGCCCCUCCUCAUUUCCCUUUCUAUGAUAUGAACCCCAUGUUGAGAGGACCUAUCUAUGCCUUUGGCCCACACCAUGACUCGGGAGCAAACCAACCACAGUCUCAGAAAGGUCCUUCCGGUCCACCUACGACGUGGCAGCAGCAGCAGGGUCAUUCGGGAGUAGAUUCCUUCUACGCUCCUGCCGGUUUCACUGGUCCUUUCCUAACUCCACCUGGUGCUAUACCUCCUGGAGUUCAGGGCCCUCACAUGUUUGUUUAUAACCACUUUGCACCCGUUGGACAGUUUGGAGGGUUGAGUUUCAUGGGCACAACUUACAUCCCGUCUGGGAAACAACCGGAUUGGAAGCACAACCCUAUGGUGUCUUCUUCUCAGGCUGGAGGAGAUGGUGGUGAUGUGAACAAUCCAAAUGUGUCUCCCAUGCAGUGUAACGUUGUGCCUGCUUCUCUUCAACACCUUGCUAUGCCUUCUCCUCUUGCCAUGUUUGAACCAUCCCCUUUCCAGUCUUCUUCUUCUCAGGAGAUGCCUGUUCGAGCACGGUGGCCUUAUAUGCCGUUUCCGGGCCCCCCAACAAUGCAAAUCCAGAAUCAGCAGGAAGCAGCAGUCGAUGGCUCACCAUCUCAGUUUAACAACAACAACAACAUGCUUCCUCCUCCCGCCAACAGAUAUCCAAACAUCCAAACACCCACGGUGGCAGAUGCAGUGGACUCCUCAAACUCUUACGGUUCUGCUUCACAACCAAAACCUAUCACCACCUUGUCCGAUCCCAACACUCAGAAUCCAGCUAAUCCUGCCUUCAAGCCAUCACGAACACCACAACAACAACAACAGCAACAAUCCUCCCAGGAGAAGAACACACAGUCUCAGCAUGUUGGUGGGUCCAGCCACCACAAUCAACAUCAACACCAGCAUAACAGAAGGUCAGGCUUCCAUGGGAGAAACCAGGCCGUAACUAGAGAGAGAGGCUACCAUAACAACACAAAGGUGAAGCAAAUUUAUGUGGCUAAGCAGAGUAGUAGUAACAGCAACAACGCAUCUGCCUCUGCCUCUUCCACCACAACCACUUCGCCUUCAAUAUGAUGGGUGGUCAUUAUCAUUAUCCAUAUGUCCGCUUAAGAUUAUAUGAACACAAGUCAAAUAACAUAAGCAGCUUUGGCUUCAUAAGGAGAUGUCCUUCUUUUUGUAUUUCUCAUUGGAUAAAAAUAGAUUUGUCUUAUUUGCUCUCGUUUGGGGUUUCGCUAUAUGGAACUUUGGUAUCAUUAGUUUUGAAUUUAUGUUUUGGGUGAAAUACCUUAUUCAUAGUUCCAAUGUUUUCCCCAUAAUAUAUAUCUCUUGUCAACAUUGUCUUGUAUUAUUUUUACAAAGCAGUAAACUCUUUUUAAUU
Molecule: messenger RNA, 6298 nt
Organism: Brassica napus (rape)
Lineage: Eukaryota; Viridiplantae; Streptophyta; Magnoliopsida; Brassicales; Brassicaceae
Exons: 6
Coding region: 202-5994 (1930 amino acids)
Source: RefSeq, a predicted model, not a curated record